Cheilinus undulatus (humphead wrasse) is the source of this 5938-nucleotide messenger RNA. It is a transcript of the gene ntn2, whose product is annotated as netrin 2. The transcript is spliced from 7 exons. Gene Ontology annotation, molecular function: protein binding. The record is from RefSeq and is a predicted model, not a curated record. Lineage: Eukaryota; Metazoa; Chordata; Actinopteri; Labriformes; Labridae. The coding region runs from base 666 to 2570 and encodes 634 amino acids.
AUGAACUUUACGCAUCACCAAAACGCAGGUAAAAAUGUGGAUUUAAGAUAGGAAAACGCACAGAGAGGCUUUUGGGUUGCACCCUCUCUCUCCCUCUCUUACUCACACUCGCUCACUCUCUCUCCUCUCGCGCAUACACGGUUGGGAAAAUCUGGGUUUGAUUUUAAUGGGGAGUAGCCUACUCGGGGCACGCUUUACAACCCAUGGAUGUACUGGACGGUUUUCAGUUGGUUUGAGCUGCGGGAGCGAGUGGGUGCAGAGGUCCAUCUCUUGGUGUCUCCUCACUUUCAAGAGUGUUACAGCGUUUAUUUUUUUUUCCUUUUCUACCUUGAGGCGAGCGUAAAAGCACGAGACUCUUCGGCGUCUUCAGGGGACGAUUUCUGACUGAAGGAAGUCUCAAAGCACAUUUUUGUGGAUGUCAGGGGACGUCCUUUUAAACUCCGAGACUGCACGACUUCAGGGAAGGGCCAGUCUAAAGUGAGGGGCCACUGAGCUCAGACACUCUCCCUCCAUUGACCCAAAACUAUACACACACAUAGGCGAAAUUCAAACACAUACAGUCAGAACUGCACAACCACACUCCCAUUACACCUGCAGACUUUUUGACACAGAGUCAUCUGUGCAAUAACUGGGACACAAACUCUCACAUAGGCCCUCUGAGCAGGAUGAGGGAACCCUGGAGGUGGCUGCUGGGCCUGUGCCUCCUGGCAUGCUCAGCCUCCACCCAUAGUGCCACCAAUCCCUUUGCAGGACAGCAAACCCCUCCGGACCCUUGCUAUGAUGACACAGGUGCAGCCCGCCGCUGUAUACCCGAGUUUAUCAACGCGGCCUUUGGCAAGGAAGUGAUGGUGUCGAGUGUCUGCGGUCGACCACCAUCCCGUUCCUGCAGUGUGGUGGAGCGGAGCGACGAUCGACCAUCUGUACGCACUUGCCAAAUCUGUGACGCAGCUGAUCCACGCCGUGCCCACCCUGCCUCCUACCUCACUGACCUCAACUCAGCCCACAACCUCACAUGCUGGCAGUCUGAGAAUCUGAACACCUCACCAUACAACGUGACCCUGACGCUUUCACUGGGCAAAAAGUUUGAGAUCACCUAUGUUAGCCUGCAGUUCUGCUCACCAAGACCAGAGUCCUUGGCCAUUUACAAGAGCAUGGACUACGGCAAAACAUGGAUGCCCUACCAGUUCUACUCUUCACAGUGCAGGCGCAUGUACAAUCGACCCAACAAAGCAACCAUCACCAAGCAAAAUGAGCAGGAGGCCCUGUGCACAGAUGGCCACACUGACCUCUACCCACUUUCUGGAGGACUCAUUGCCUUCAGUACUCUAGACGGCCGACCUUCUGGCAAAGACUUUGACAACAGCCCAGUUCUUCAGGACUGGGUGACUGUCACAGAUAUUCGAGUGGUCUUCAGCCGGCCCCAGCUACCACGGGAGCUGGCACUGGGGGCUGGAAGCAACAGUGGAGGGAGGGAUGAUGACCCCACAGCAGUGACAUCAACCUUGCCAACUUAUUUCUAUGCAGUGGGAGACUUCCAGGUGGGAGGGAGGUGUAAAUGCAAUGGACACGGCUCACGCUGUGUGAAAGAUAAAGAAGGAAAACUGGUGUGCGACUGCAAGCACAACACAGAGGGACCCGAAUGUGACCGCUGCAAGCCCUUCCACUAUGACCGGCCAUGGCAGAGGGCCAACGCCCGCGAGGCCAAUGAGUGUCUACCGUGCAACUGCAACCUCCACGCCCGCCGCUGUCGAUUCAACAUGGAGUUGUAUAAGCUGUCAGGGAGGAAGAGCGGAGGAGUGUGCAUGAACUGCCGCCACAACACCGCAGGGCGCCACUGCCACUACUGCAAGGAGGGCUUUUACAGAGACAUGGCCAGACCCAUCACUCACAGAAGAGCUUGCAAAGCCUGUGACUGCCACCCUGUGGGAGCCGCCGGCAAGACGUGCAACCAGACCACAGGCCAGUGCCCCUGCAAGGACGGUGUCACCGGAAUCACCUGCAACCGCUGUGCCAAGGGCUACCAGCAGAGCCGCUCACCUGUGGCCCCCUGCAUCAAGAUCCCUGUGGUCAACCCUACAGCUGUGGUGAGCAGCACAGAGGAACCAGCAGACUGUGACUCCUAUUGUAAACCAGUGAAGGGCAAUCUGAAGAUCAACAUGAAGAAAUAUUGCAAGAAGGAUUAUGCGGUCCAAGUGAACGUCCUGGACAUGGAGACGGUAGGAGACUGGGCCAAGUUCUCCGUGAAUGUGGUGUCUGUUUACAAGAGCCGCGGCGAGCCCCUGAAAAGAGGCGACAACAUCCUGUGGGUGCACAUGAAAGACCUCGCCUGCAAGUGUCCUAAGAUCCAGAUGAGCAAACGAUUCCUGGUGAUGGGCGGCAGUGACGGCGGAACGAGCCCAGGUGCAGGUCCAGGAGUCGGGCCUGGCGGUGGUGCAACUAGUCCAGGGGCAGAACGUGUCGGCCUUGUGGCCGAUAAGAACAGCCUGGUGAUCCAGUGGAGGGACGUUUGGACGAGACGCUUGAGGAAGUUCCAGCGCAAAGAGAAGAAGGGGAAGUGCAGCAAAGCAUGAUGGGAAAGCAGAGUUUACCUCCCCCCUACAUCAUAAACCCACAUCCACUGAUCCCCAAAUCCUCUGUUUCCCCCUAUCAUGGGAACUCUGCACAUUAGAAAGACUGCAUGUACCCUACCUGAUUUAAGGACCACGUUUUUUGUAUAUUGUAUAAUUAUUUUACUUUUUAUUUUUCAAGUAUUGUCUUUGCUAUGUCUUUUGUCCAAUUGGUUUGCCUUAAAAAGGGACCAUUAAAAAGGGUAUGAAGUAUAAAAGCAAACGCCAUCCCCUCUCUCGGUGACGACAGCGGAAAUGUCCACUCGUCCUCCAAGUACGACCCCCACAUCUUCCCCCCUGUCAACACUGACAGUCUCCUGCCACUUUUAUACCAGUGCUCACACUUCACAAGCUUCUCUGUGGAUUUUAUUCAACAGUGUCAGAGAGACUGACUGAUGUCACAGCUUGGAUCAGAAUCACCUGACAACCUUUCAACAUUUGCAGUUUCAUUAAAACAGGCCUACUUGCUCCAGGUCUCUGCAGUAACUUCUACAGACUGUUACUUUAAAACUCUCGUCCCGUGAGGAACCAAGGGCUCCCUUUGCAGGGACAUUUUCCACAGCAAACCUCAGUCUCUCCACCACUGCUGCUGCCACCAGACAUCCCUCACAGAAUAAACUGCUCCUGUAGGCUAUUUGAUGCCACUGCUCUUAUUACAGCUCCUAUUUGUCAAGUGGUUAUGUGUCUAUCUCAUCCAUCCCUAUCCCAGCCGCAUCCUUCUUUGAGAUAUUGCUUAAUGUUUGAUUUGAAGCAGGACAAACCCUGUUAGCAUGUAUGAGUCACAUUCCAGCCCUCCGGGAUUGCGCCUCUUCACCACCAGUCCCUCUUAGCAGUGGUUUAUGAAGUCAUGCAUCACCAUCAUGACUCAUUGCUUGUCACGUUUUGUGGAAGACAGAUUAAGCGUUGUGGACAAAUGGCUGGAUUUUCAGAACAAUACCAAUAUUUCCAAGGAGACGUUAUGGAUAAUGUCUUCCGAUGGGUAGCGGCCCUCCAGAUGUUGCUGUGUGGCCGAUGUCAUGUCUUUGUAUUUAAAUGUCUGAACAUUUUCCUGAUGUGUCCAGUGACUGGCAGGGCUUUUGCUUGCCAAAAAAAGAUAAUGAAACGAGAGUUCCUUUUCAUGCAGUAAAAAAAAAAAAGGAGAAAAAAAAGGAAAAAAAAAAAAGAAAGAAAAACCAAGGCGGAUAAACAACAUAGUUGUGUUUUUCUCUAGCAUAUUUUGACAAAAUGAAUGAGGCUGGAAAGUUUUAAGUGCUCACUGAUUGUAUUAUGACAUGAGAGGAUCAUAUAACAUUCCUCAUGUGCUUUGUUAUGUUUGCAUGUUUGUGGUUUUUUGCUGAUCCAUCAAAACCUUACAGUGAGCAGACUAAGACCUUAAACCAACACGAGCAUCGAGAUCCAAAGCAAAGUCAUCUUCCCCCUACUUGCCUCCCCUCACACAGUCCCUGUCAUCCUUUGCCAAAUAAGCAUAGUCAGUUUUUAAAUUCAAUUAAGAGACUAUGGAAGUCAGGACCAAGUGAAACCACAAAGAGAGCCGUCUGGUUGCUCUCAAGCUUUUUAUCUGCCUUUUACUGUUAUUUCAUUUUGUAAAGCACAUUACAAUUUAUUUAAAUAGAGUACAAGAUAAACACACAGUUUUGAGGGACGCAUCAAGCCGGCGUGUGUGCCGACAGGCAUGUCAUGCUAGCUUGUGGUUACGCCCCUCUGGCUGCGGUGGUAUGUUUGGUUUGUCAUCCAUCCAAAAAUGUCUCUUCUCUGCUCUUUUCUCCAUAUCAGCCACCACCCGCCCCCCAAGCUCUCUCUUGAACCCUUUUUGCAUGUUGUGUAUUCAGUGUUUCUAGAUAAGUGGCAGCUUAAAACAAGGCUGUCAGAACUCUUCGGUGGUGUACUGCAUUGCACUGUACUUCUUGUUUCCACAUCUUUGGAGAAUGUAUGUCAAACUGUGAAGAACACAGUCAUGCAGGUGUAUGGUUUGAUUGUGUUUGUGAAAUAUUGUUACUAAGCUUAAGAAUGUGGACGCUGAUGCUAUUAUAAACUAUGAACAGGGUUAGAUGUUGUUCAAAGACUGUUGAUAUUUGUGCUUUUCUGUCUUAUCAUCUAAUCCAAAAACAAACAUGUAACCAAAAUGAGUUAUCACCCACUACGAUUGCUGGUGUGAGACAAAACAGCAGUGAUAGGCGAAAAUCCCCACUGUUGGAAUUUCACAAAAAUGCAGAACCAAAUAGUCAAUGGUAGCUGUCUGAUACAGCCUGUCAGACAGGUGGUGUUACAGUAGCAGCAGUGUCCUCUUCAUGGUAUAACUGAUGGUCAAAUUACGUGCUCCUGAGGCCUCCACUCCUGAAGCGCUCCAACACUUGGCAGUGUCCUUGAAUGUGGAGUUUCAUGACUCCUUCUCUUACUAUUGGCUCUUCAGUGCCCACCCUGAAUGUCGGACUUAAGAUAAGAAGUGAGCCAGAUGUUGUUUUUGGGGGUGGAAGUGUAGUCUUGUGAAAGCUAUUUAGUGAGCCUCAUAGGGAGAGCCGUCCUGUUGUUUUACGUUAACAAGCCGAGCAGUUUGGCAGUGGAACUGAGGCCCUAACGGCUUUACUUUUUUUUACCCCCUCCUUUGCAGCAUUUAUAGCACUCACAGGUGUGUGUGUGUGUUUGUGUGUCUAAUUAACCCUACCCACGUAAACAAGUGAUAUGCACAUGAAGUGAAAAUGCAGAGAGGUUGCUCUCAUUUGAAGGCAGCCACCCUUGACAAUGAAGAAUUUUCACUUCCUGGCAUGAUUUUCUGUUUCACUUCCAUCCUGUUACAUUUUGUUCAUCAAGUCUCGACACAUUUUUAUUGUUGUAAAUAUGUACUGAACUUCCUCUGCCAAUCAUGUUGUCUUUUGUAAUGCAUCACUUGGCCCUGAAUGACUCACGUGUAUGGAUGUACAAACCAGAUGAUGUUAUAUGGAUGUCGAAACCAGAAACAUAUGCUUUUGUGAUCACCACCAGAAGAUGUGGUUCGAAUAUUACACAGAAUGUAUUCCUUUUUUGGAUUUAUGUUGUUUCCAGACAACUACCACCCGAUUGCUAAUGACUUUGAGGAGUAAAAAAUGUGACAGGGGCUAAAGGACCUCUGAUUUUCCGACAGAGGGAGCUGACACAACAAACCCAUCACUUUCAGUAUUAAUGUCUUGAGAACAAUCAUUCACUCUCACAAAAACAGUCUUCCUACCGUUCUUCAGGAACAAAGGGAUCCUUCCCUCACUUCAGUCUGGCCGCUCACUUCUGUUCAAGUUUCCUUGUACAUUUUCCUCUGAGGCAAUGAACCACUGACUUUUUAAUCUAAAUGAUAAAAAAUAAAU